AGAUUCGGACAGCUCUCGCGCCCUUCAAGAGGCAAGCAGGAAAUCGCUCUUUUCUCCCGGAUUACUGACACGUCCAAAGUUACGAAAAGGCAUCGCCAUCGUCAUGAGCUCAAACAGACCGUCAGAUUCAACCGCUGAUGACCAACUCGAUCCUGAGGAAGAGAGACGGUUGGCUGCAGCUGCACGUGAAGCUAACCGUCUCCCAGAGCUCCGGCUGAUCCUGCUGGGUUGGCGAUGGCCAGGUAAAAGCCUGACCGGCAACACCAUUCUGGGCCGCGAAGAGUUUCGUCUGGAACGUGCCGCUGAAUUCUGUGUGAAGCGUGAAACUGAGGUGGAUCAGCGUAAAGUAACAGUAGUAGACACUCCUGGCUGGUUCUCAGCCCAGACCACACCGACGGACUACCAGCAGGAGAUGGUCCGAAGCGUUACUUUGUGCCCACCUGGACCCCAUGCGUUCCUGCUGGUCAUACCUGUGGGCAUGUUCACAGAAACAGACCGGGCUCGUAUAGAGGAGAACUUAGCACUUUUUGGGGAGGAUGUGUGGAAGCACACCAUGGUGGUGUUCACCUGGGCAGAGGUUUUAAAGGAUAGGUCCAUAGAAAGACACAUACGAAGGGAAGGUCGUGACCUUCAGUGGGUGGUGGACAAGUGUAAGAAGAGGUACCACGUCAUCAAUAACUAUAUUUUUGGCGAGCACCCGCAGCUGCCCCAGCUGAUGGAGAAGGUUGAGAAGAUUGUUGCUGAAGAAGGUGGUUACUUUACCCUUAAGACAGAUGAAACCAAAACACAAAGUCAAACUCCGAGUCUGAAUCUGAAUACCAAUUCAUUGAAAGAGAACAGGGAGCUUGGCGCUAGACCCAAACAGAACGGCUCCUGCAACUCACUGCGGGCCAUGGACAUGGACCCUCCGCAGAGUUUGGUUGAAGGAGUGAGUGACUAAGGCUGAGAUAACCGUUCCAGUGCUGCUGUAUUCAUUACCUCAAUUCCCCUGCACUUAAAUGAUGAAACACCCACUAGCCACAUAUCAAUCCACCAGUCUAGGCAGCUUCAGGUUGUAGGGUUUACAGGCAAAUGUCGCUGUACUAUAUACAUCUUACCCCAGAAAAUAUAAGAUGGUAACAAUACAAAUUAUUAUCAUCAAAGGUUGAAUUGGUGUUAGUAAAUCAGUUGUACAACAUUAAAACCAUUUGUGUCCAUUGGCGCAGAGAAUAUUGAGGUAAUGCAGUCAUUAGUCAAACAGAAACGCUCAACAUUCAUUAAUUAUUUGCACUAAUGAGUUUAGCACAACCUAAUAGCUUGUAAAAUGCCUCAAUGCACUAAUAUUGUUAUGAGAGAUAAGAGUCUGUCGCGGUCACAUUAUUGUAGCAUUGGUUAGUUAUAUUGGUGUCAGUUGCUAUGGAAUUGUAAAUUGUCCAAAACCAUGUUACAUUUUCCAGUUAUUUCACAUCAGAGUUAGCUGCUGUUUCAGGUAUUUCAGAUACAGCUCGUUUGCAUGUUUUCUAAUGAUAUUAUUUUCUAGUAAUCAUUAUUGCUGUUUUAUUAUUUAAGUGUGUGCUUAAAUGAUUUUAAGGUACUGAUUGUUUUAGGAUUACUGUGAUGUUUACUUUUCUAAAUGUAUUUGUUUCUUUCUAAAUGUUUUUUUUUCUCUAACAUUCUAUAUCAAGUGUACUUCAUUAUAAAUGGUUUCCUUUAA
Messenger RNA from Sinocyclocheilus anshuiensis, 1693 nucleotides. It is a transcript of the gene gimapl, whose product is annotated as GTPase IMAP family member 4. Gene Ontology annotation, molecular function: GTP binding. Bases 104 to 940 code for a protein of 278 amino acids. The transcript is spliced from 3 exons. The record is from RefSeq and is a predicted model, not a curated record. Lineage: Eukaryota; Metazoa; Chordata; Actinopteri; Cypriniformes; Cyprinidae.